Messenger RNA from Adineta ricciae, 1053 nucleotides. Lineage: Eukaryota; Metazoa; Rotifera; Eurotatoria; Adinetida; Adinetidae. The record is from the annotation of a GenBank genome assembly.
AUGGCUGAAUGGGGAAAAGGUGAUCCGCGUUGGAUUGUAGAAGAACGCCCUGAUGCAACAAAUCCAAAUAAUUGGCAUUGGAAAGAAAAGAAUGCGACACAGUGGUCAAAAGACAAAUUGAAUGAACUCCUAAUAGGUCUUAAAGUGGAAGAUGAACAGUUUAUAUGUGAAGUAAAAGAAUUGAAGAAAUGUGAUGGUGAAGCGUCAGCAAAUAAUCGCAAGGCAAAACUUGUUUUUCUUUAUGAAUGGCAUAUAGAAGGUAAAUGGGAAGGUUCAGUCCGUACAGGUGAAAAUCGAACAAAAUUCGAAGGCGGAUUUGAAGUUCCAAAUUUAUCGGAUGAGAAUGACAUUCAUGAAGUAAACAUCACAUUUUCAGCGGAAAAAUCCAAAGCUGACAAAUUAAAAGAAAUGAUGAAGAUCAAAGGCGAACCUCUGAUACGGGAAAAACUUGGAGAAUACGUCCGUUUACUUAAAGAAGAAUUUUCGCAAGGUCUCAUUUUACCAACAAAAAAUUCUUCGACUUCAACAAAUACAAAAGCCACUUCUUCAUCAUCUUCAUCUACUAACAAAAAUAUUGGAACAACAUCAAAACCAUCCUCAACGUCUCAAUCAUCAUCAUCAUCAACUAAUAAAUCAACAUCAUUCGAAACCCGAGAAUUACGUGUCGAAGAUACCUUCAAAUGUCCACGAUCCGAACUGUUCCAGACAUUUACAGAUAUCAACAUGGUCAAAGCAUUUACACAAAACAGUGCUUCACAAUAUGAUUGUCAGCAAGGCGGUAAAUUUUCAUUAUUUGGUGAUAACAUAACUGGAAGUUUUCUCGAUAUCAUUCCUUACGAUCGUAUUGAUAUGUUAUGGCGAUUUAAAUCAUGGCCUGCAGAACAUUAUUCACAUGUUUCGUUGAUCUUUGAGGAAGAUACAGAACAAACGAAAUUGAUUGUACAACAAACGGGUGUACCAACACAAUUCUACGACAAUACGAUAGAGGGAUGGAGACGCUUCUACUUCGAAAGCAUCAAGUCAACUUUCGGUUAUGGAGCUCGACUGUUUUAA